UGUAGGCAAUUUUCAUCACACGUCUGGGAGCCACGUCAUUAGACGGUCGUAGUGGCAGUAUCGCGUCCUGCAGUUACUAAAGUUGGAUUGCAAACAUGAAUAUUUUUAGACUUGGUGGUGACCUAGCUCACUUAUUAGCUAUAAUAAUUCUUCUUCUAAAAAUAUGGACGACAAGGUCUUGUGCUGGAAUAUCCGGCAAAUCCCAGAUCCUGUUUGCUCUGACCUUCACAGCUCGUUACCUUGACCUAUUCACAAACUUUGUGUCAGUUUACAACAGUGUAAUGAAGGUUGUGUACCUGGCUGCUGCAUAUGCCACUCUCUACUUGAUGUACGUCAAGUUCAAGGCUACAUACGACCACAACCACGACACCUUCCGCCUUGAAUUUCUCAUCCUGCCUGCUGCUGGCCUAGCCCUCAUCAUUAAUCAUGAGUUCUCUAUUAUUGAGGUGAUGUGGACGUUUAGCAUUUACCUGGAGGCCGUGGCAAUCUUGCCUCAGCUGUUCAUGGUCUCCAAGACUGGGGAAGCAGAGAGCAUCACUUCUCACUACCUUUUUGCUCUGGGCUCCUACAGGGCUCUCUACAUCGUUAACUGGGUGUACCGAUACUACAGCGAAGGUUUCUACGACAUGAUCGCUACGCUGGCUGGCGUCGUGCAGACGGUCUUGUACUGCGACUUCUUCUACCUCUACAUCACUAAGGUUUUGAAGGGGAAGAAGCUGCAGCUGCCUGCAUAGGAGGGACAAUCGCCCUGCAUGGCUUGCAGUUCUCCUCUUCGCUUCUCUCAGCGACGCUUCAACUUCUCAAGACCAACUGGUGGAAGAGUCAGUGUAUGCUGCUGCAAAACUCUGCCUGUUAACGCUGCUUGUUAGACAGUUUCCUUUAUCAAGUAUGAAAUGUGGCUGGACAAAAAUGUAUACAAGACACCUCGUGCACUUCUGCUUAUAGAACAGAUUUGACAAAGAAAUUUGUUUCACAGAUUGUUUCUAAAUUUACGGAUUGUUUCUAAAUUUGAAUGAAGUUGAAGGGUAAACGAGGUAAAUUAGUUCCUGUCGGGAUGGCGUACUACCAGCUAAACUUGUCAACAAUCAAGCUUGAGCCAUUCUUUCCCAUGAAUACCAUAAUAUAGCUUCAUUCAUACAUGACUUGAUACAACAAUCAUGGCUAAGUUAAUUUCUGUUUUGAGGGCUCAGUAUGCGCCUUAAUGAUGUUGUCUCUCUAAUAGUGUUGAGCAUUGGUUGCAUUGAUUGGUUGAUGAGUACAUUUUAUGUGCACUCAAGUCAUUGGGGUUCAUUUAUUUCCUUUUGCAUUACUUCCUUCGAGGAUUGGCCGCAUUCGUUGAUUAGUUAUGUAUAACGGAUAAAACUUUUUGGGGGAUAUAGAAGUACUUAUUUUAUAGUUGUCUUGAUAUAAAUUUAUUAAUUGUUUAAUGAAAGAAGAGAUAAUGAUUGCAUCUGGCAUCGUAUAAAUUGGUUAUUUACUAAACAUUAAUUUUCACUGUGAGAAUGCGCAAAUUUCGCAUGUCUUCCUCCAGUGCCUGGAAAUUUAACUACUGGCAAAGUUAUUUUAAUUCGUUCUCGGCUCCUUUAGUUCUUUUGCGCAUUCAUUUUCAGUCAUUUCUUCAAUUGUUCACUGUAAUAUUUGUGUGUAGAAAAAUGAAGAUCCUGAUGAUGUGAAUCAUUAAUUUCUCUGUAUUGUAUAUCAAAUGAUCUAGAGAUAGCACGUCUUUUUGGGGUUUUCCUACCUUCUGCAGUUUUUAAUGGCGAUUCUCUAGUAUAAUUUUAAUAUGGCGGUACAAGGCGUUAAUCAAACUGUAAGUUAUUGGAAAAUCUUAUCAAUCGCCAAUUAGAUUUGAAUGUUUAACAUUCCUUCUUCUGUGUCCUUAAUUACAUUAUCUCGCAUUUCUGAUUGCAGAAUUUGAAAGAGAAGGGGACAUUUAUGUAUGAAUUGAGUGAGGUAGUCUUAUUUUAAUUUUUAUUCGUCAUUACUUUCUCACUGUGAAAUCAGCUUCUUUCAUGCCAGGAUUUUCUGCCUUCUGUCUGAUUUUCAUGUUCUUUGCUUGAAAGUCAACUUUUUAUUGCCGCUAAUUAUAUUUUUACUAGAAUAUUGUGGUGGCUACCACGCAGGUUUGGCUCAAUUAGAUGUGCUCUGAUGAAUGAACAUCGGUAGCAGCAAGUUCUGGAGUUCUUCGUCCUUAAUAUCGAGACUUCUAGGCAGCUUUCUAACGAUGGAACUACAUCAGUCCAGCUGCUGUUCAAUAAUCAUCGUUGUGGAAAGAUACCUCAGAAAUACUUUAGAUAACUUACGAGUGUGGCAGAAAAGCGGUUUGAUAUGUGUGUCACGAUGUCUAGAUAGUGUCAGUCUUGUUAGAAGUUGAGUCGUUCCUACACCUGCUGCUUCUUUGUUUGCAUUAUUUAUCUUAAACAUCAUACCGUAUGUUAUUUCUUAUUAGGCAAAAUUUACCUUUGGUUCCCUGGUCUUAUUUUUCAGGAUCUUAAUUUUUUUCUUUCCAAGUUCCAUCUUAGCAACAAAUAUUCUUUUGGCUUUGCGCACAAGGUUUAAUGUUGCAGUUGGUUGCUGGGUUUCGGAGUUUGAAUGGAAGCUUCAUGGGCUUGGAUUUAUAACUGGAUCAGUUGACUGCCGCCAAAAAAGCCGCUACGGAUACGUGUACAGUUGUUUUCUUUAGAAAAUAUAGUAUUGAUUUUUGUUAUUAUAGAGCAGUGUCUGAGAACACGUCGGAAACUUGUGGGUUUUUUUCAUUUGAGAAGUCUAUUAUUACAUUUGUUUUUGUUAAUGCUGAGAUGACGAAUCUAAAGCCGUAUAUUUCGAACUGAGCGGUUAUGUUUGCACAUUAAUUUCGGUUUCAUUUUUUAUUAAAGCCAAAUUCUUCCAGUUCUAGAUUAUCUGUUAUUAUCUGAAGCCUACUUUUUGUGAGGCAGCAUUAAUACAAACGUUCAGGUACAGCAGUCGAUGUUACAUCAUUGUGGCGAGUUAAAUAAAAAAAAAAACAUUAUUCGGGCCCAAAACCGAUAAACUCUCUUAAAUUUUAGAGAGUUUUGGAUUCGGUGACUGAUUGGUUCGCAACAAAUUUGUCAUCUUGUUAUUAAUGUUUUCAAUCAAUGUGAAGGACUCGUGUCAAUAAGCGCAAGCAGCCGCCCAUACCUCCUCCUCGAGUCGUGGAGCCUCAACGCUUCUGUAUCGUUGUAACUGUGCCCAGGCUGUCUGGAGGUUCCAUUUUAUUUAUUACCUGUAUCUUAAGUUCAAUACUUAGAGGUAGGAAUGUGGCAUUAGUUUAAUCUUGUUAAAACUUCAUUUUUAUGACUUAUUUGAUGUUGAACUCGAGCGUCACACUAACUUGCUUCUUCCAGGCGUUUUUGUGCUUUAGCAAAUUUAUCGUAAUAAAAUUCAAUCUCUUGACAACUUGACGUUAAAUGCUUGAUAAUUAGAUGAAUUAGUAUCUAAUGGAACAUUAAGGUGCCAGUCUCAUUUAGACGUAUUUUUUUUCAUCACUGAGCUUUAGCAUUAUUCGGUGUUUUUGCAAUAGUUAGUAAUUUAAGAAGAUAUCUAGAAAUAUUAUUGCCCUGCGGUCAAAAUGAGUAAAAACUUGGCAGUUU
This is a messenger RNA of Hyalella azteca, 3611 nucleotides long. RefSeq names its product ER lumen protein-retaining receptor (gene KdelR). Gene Ontology annotation, molecular function: ER lumen protein retrieval receptor activity. Bases 96 to 734 code for a protein of 212 amino acids. Gene Ontology annotation, cellular component: membrane; endoplasmic reticulum; cis-Golgi network. The transcript has 6 exons. Lineage: Eukaryota; Metazoa; Arthropoda; Malacostraca; Amphipoda; Hyalellidae. The record is from RefSeq and is a predicted model, not a curated record. Gene Ontology annotation, biological process: endoplasmic reticulum to Golgi vesicle-mediated transport; protein retention in ER lumen.